This is a messenger RNA of Durusdinium trenchii, 483 nucleotides long. The record is from the annotation of a GenBank genome assembly. Lineage: Eukaryota; Dinophyceae; Suessiales; Symbiodiniaceae.
GUCUUCAUCUUCGCGAGCAACUGGUUCUUUGCAUUGGCUCAGAUCUUGAUCCUUAGCACUUCACUGCUGCGUGGGAAGAACUAUGUGAGCUUGUUGCAAGACUUCAAGAAGACCUACACCUCUGGGAUCUUCACAGAAGCCUACCUAGAUGAGAUCAUCUUGGAGAGAACGCGGCGAGCUCCACUGUCCCUCGUUCUACAGCUCUACGCCUCCUCCUUCGUCACCACAGACUUUCUGGUGGCCUCGAUCUUCACGGUAAGCCUCUUAAGCAGCUUUUGCAGUGCACUCUUGGGUGGAUUCUUGGAAAUUCACCUUGAUCUCUCGAUGUCCUCCUGGUCUCGAGUGUGAGGCUUCUGAUGGGGCCCCGACGGUUGAAACAGGUCCAAAGUUGACCCGAACGAAACGGACUUGGCAAAAAGCAUUCGUGCUUCCUUGCUUAGUUUUCAACACGAGCUUAGAGAGUGGGGUGUUUUUUUCUGGUGA